AGACAUUUCAACAGACUACUACUUACUUGCACGACUAGCUGUGUUACUUUACAUUUGUCCCCCGGGGUACGUACUUUGGACUUGUAAAAACUUCCCGAAUAAUAGAAAUAUAAAUCACACAAUGGCCUCUUUGUACAAAUGUGCCUCUGCCCUUGGUAGGACUUUUGUGUCAAGGACAGUGGUUAGUUUAUCGACGCGCUCAAAGUACUUUCCGUCAUCAGCUGGACAUUUUCGAUGUUUGUCGUCUGCAGCCUCCAAUUAUGAGAAUAUCAUCGUUGAGAAGAAAGGAGAGAAUCAGAAUGUUGGCUUGAUCCAGUUGAAUCGGCCCAAGGCCUUGAACGCUCUGUGUGAUGCAUUGAUGACCGAAGUGUCGGAUGCUCUCAAGACAUUUGAAGCAGACAAGGAUAUUGCCUGUAUCAUCUUGACAGGAUCACCUAAGGCAUUCGCUGCUGGAGCAGACAUUAAAGAGAUGCAGGGAUUGUCAUUCCAGAAAGUUUACAGCGGCAACUUCCUUGGAGACUGGGACCAUGUGAGCAGGACCAGAAAGCCUGUCAUUGCAGUUGUGAAUGGUUACGCUCUUGGUGGGGGCUGUGAGCUGGCCAUGAUGUGUGAUAUUAUCUAUGCUGGAGAAAAAGCCCGAUUUGGUCAACCAGAAAUCUUGCUAGGAACAAUCCCAGGUGCAGGAGGUACUCAGAGACUUACCAAAGCUAUCGGUAAAUCCAAGGCAAUGGAGAUGGUUCUCACUGGAGACCCUAUCACCGGUCAAGAAGCCAAAGAAAUGGGACUUGUGAGCAAGGUGUAUCCUGCCGAGGAGGUUCUUGACAAGGCCAUCGAGUUGGCCGAGAAAAUUGGCAGAAACUCCAAACUGACGGUUGCCAUGGGGAAGGAAGCAGUCAACUCUGCAUAUGAACUCUCCCUGCAUGAAGGCCUCAAAAACGAGAAGAAAAUCUUCUACUCCACUUUUGCAACUGAUGAUCGCAAGGAGGGCAUGUCAGCAUUUGUCGAGAAGAGGAAAGCAAACUUCACAGACAGCUAAGUGAUGCGUAGCUACUGGUAUGCAGGGUAUUUUAUAAAUAAUCACUAUCUUGAAAUUUGUUGGAAACUGUUGAAAUUGUAAUGAUUUUGAUAAUGAUCUUAUAUCUUACAAUUUUGUAAAUUUUACGGCAGAGACAGUGUGUGGCAAAGCCCAUUUGGAAUAACGUACAAAAGUUAUUUUGAAUAGUAAAAGCUACAUCUUUGGUUUUUUUUCAAUUCUUUGAGGAUUUUGUGUUUUCUAUUGUGCCAAAGUUGUAUUCAAUCAAAAUCUGGAUUUUUUUUCUGCAUGAAGAAUUAAUUUUAAAUCACAUCUGUCUUUUCCAUGUAAAGUAAACAUCUUUUUGUUUCUAGUGAUUUCAUAUGAAUUUAACACUUCUCAAUUGAUACAAAUUAUGCUUUGAGAAAUGAUUUAUUCAUGUAACUGACACUAACUACAGGUUCUUUAUACAGUAAGAUUACAUUAACUGAACUGAUUUACUUAUUUCACAAUUAUUGUAUUCUUAAAUACAAUAAAAGCUACUAGAAAGAACAGUGCUAUAUUAAUCAUUUUGCUUAAACUCAACACUGACUAUUUUUCAUGAUUCUGCAAUCAACUGGUCUCACCAGAGUCUACUUUUCAUUUUUUCGUCAUAUUUGGCAUGGAUCUUAUAUUCUGUUCAUUGCCAUGUAUAAUUUAUAAAUACUUUGCAAGCUUUACAAAAUGUGCUACAUUAGAUGUUCAACAACCUGUACAUAAACUGCUAGACACAGGCACUAUAUUUACAAAGUGGUUCAUCAUUCCGUCUUAAAAUAUGUCCUUCAAAUUGUUUUGUCUAAAGUGUGCUGGUUAAGGUAACCAACAAAAUGCCCUAAAUCUGCACAAAUAAACACCAGGAUUUACUUGAUUCAAAG
Molecule: messenger RNA, 1926 nt
Organism: Patiria miniata (bat star)
Lineage: Eukaryota; Metazoa; Echinodermata; Asteroidea; Valvatida; Asterinidae
Product: enoyl-CoA hydratase, mitochondrial-like
Exons: 7
Coding region: 122-1036 (304 amino acids)
Biological process (GO): fatty acid beta-oxidation
Cellular component (GO): mitochondrion
Molecular function (GO): enoyl-CoA hydratase activity
Source: RefSeq, a predicted model, not a curated record